UAAAUUGUUUAGUCGAGAUCUGAAAGCCGGGUGGAAAUGAACUCAAAGGCCUCUCGUGCUGUGCGGUGAUAGUUUUGCUGACGUGGCCCAACCAACGUGGCAGUAAUUUGCUGUAAUAUUGUUUGUGUUAGGCAAGAAAGUGGACUUUGGCUGCACUUAAUUAAACACAGCAGUGUAGCAAUCAAUUCUUCCAAAAUGCUAAUCCUGCUGGUGUCAUCAGUCGUUUGCUUGCUGUUCAAUUGCGGCGCUUCCGCAAUCCCAAAGACGGAUCAUUACCCGAAAUUCGAACACAACAGAGAGUACGACCACGAAGCAUUUCUUGGGGAAGAUGCAAAAACUUUUGACCAGCUGGAACCGGAGGAAAGCAGGCGAAGAUUGGGAAUAAUUGUAGAUAAAAUCGACUCGGACAAAGAUAACUUUGUUAAUUUAGCAGAACUGAAGGCGUGGAUUCAAUACACGCAACAACGGUACAUUGAAGACGAUGUCAGCCGCCAGUGGAAACAGCAUAACCCAAACGGUUCCGACUUGAUUCAUUGGGAAACCUACCGGAAGAACGUGUACGGUUUUCUUGAUGAAAUGGACCCUAAAGACCUCGAUCAAGGCGAUGAGCAUUUCUCCUACAAAUCGAUGCUAACACGUGAUCGACGCCGGUGGAGUGUCGCGGAUCGCGAUGGUGACGAUCAAUUGAAUAGAACUGAGUUUACCGAGUUCUUGCAUCCAGAAGAGAGUCCUUACAUGAGAGAUAUUGUGGUUCAGGAAACUAUCGAGGACAUCGAUAAAGAUCAGGAUGGCAAGGUGUCGGUAGAGGAGUAUAUCGGAGAUAUGUAUCGAGUUUCUGAGGACAAUGAGGAAGAGCCGGAAUGGGUUAGGCAUGAGCGAGAAACGUUCGAACAGUUCCGCGAUAGAAAUAAAGAUGGCUUUAUGGAUCACUCGGAGGUGAAGGAUUGGAUCGUGCCAGCUGAUUUUGAUCAUGCCGAAGCUGAAGCGCAUCAUUUGAUUUACGAGGCUGAUUCGGAUGCGGACGAGAAGUUAACCAAAGAAGAGAUUAUCAAUAAGUACGAUCUGUUUGUGGGGUCACAGGCAACCGAUUUCGGGGAAGCUCUGACACGUCACGAUGAGUUUUAGGUAGGCUUUUCUUUUUUUUUCGCUAAGAGCAUAGAACCGCGAAUGAGAAUCAACUUAAUUAAGUACGCUUUUGGCAUUAAUUUUGACUAACCAAUACUCCGGAACUUAUAAGUACCGCGUGCCAGGAACAAAGUAUAUAUUGCGAUUUAUUUGGAAUCUAUUUUGAAUAGGUUUAGCCUAUCAACCAGUGUCUCGAAAGCCAAUAUUAGCUACUAUAUGUAACAAGCAACUGAUUAAGUUAUACUUCGAAGCAAUGUUAGAGUCAGUAUUGCAUUUAAUAAAUUAUAGUUUAUUUUCA
This is a messenger RNA of Wyeomyia smithii (pitcher-plant mosquito), 1423 nucleotides long. RefSeq names its product calumenin (gene scf). Gene Ontology annotation, molecular function: calcium ion binding. The record is from RefSeq and is a predicted model, not a curated record. The transcript has 4 exons. Bases 196 to 1125 code for a protein of 309 amino acids. Lineage: Eukaryota; Metazoa; Arthropoda; Insecta; Diptera; Culicidae. Gene Ontology annotation, cellular component: endoplasmic reticulum.